This is a messenger RNA of Mytilus californianus (California mussel), 1834 nucleotides long. Its product is annotated as gamma-aminobutyric acid receptor subunit beta-1-like. The transcript is spliced from 8 exons. NCBI's taxonomy places the organism in Eukaryota, Metazoa, Mollusca, Bivalvia, Mytilida, Mytilidae. Gene Ontology annotation, molecular function: transmembrane signaling receptor activity; extracellular ligand-gated monoatomic ion channel activity; neurotransmitter receptor activity. Gene Ontology annotation, biological process: nervous system process; chemical synaptic transmission; signal transduction. The coding region runs from base 72 to 1187 and encodes 371 amino acids. The record is from RefSeq and is a predicted model, not a curated record. Gene Ontology annotation, cellular component: synapse; neuron projection; membrane.
UUACCAAGUGUAAUUUAAAGAUAUCCCAUUUUGUCAUAGUUAUAAUAGUUGACAUGUAGAAUGAAUUGAACAUGGCCGAAAUAGUAAACGGGGAGAGUAAAUCUACAAAACCAAAACCCAAGAAAAGCGUUUUCAUAAAGGUAACUUUUCUCAAAAUUAGUAACAUCGAAACAGUCAAAGAGCAGUUCUCAGCAGACGUCUUUAUCAAAGCAAGAUGGCGGGAACCAAGUUUGGAUCAUAGCAAGGUUUCUGAUAAUUUGAAGUUAGAUCAGUAUUGGAGCCCUAAGUUAGUAGUGCAGAAUGUCCUUGGUAGUCCUAAACAAUCAUCAUGGAAAGAACUUAACUUUGGUAAAGGAGGAGAGGCGUUUAUUGUUGAAAAGAGAAGGAUCAAAGGUUCUUUUGCGGAAAUGCUGGAACUAAGAAACUUUCCGUUCGAUUUUCAGGAUAUAAGUGUAGUAAUUACAUCAGAACAUCCUAUCCAAGAGCUUGAAAUAUUAGAGGACGAACAAGAGCUUAGCUCGAUGAACGUAUCAUGUUUUGUGGAUGUUCAAGAAUGGGAACUAAAAGACUUUGUUGUAACAGAAGCUAAACAGAUGACAAAAGAAUUCUCCGAAACUAAAAAUAUAUCAUUUCCGUUAUUGACAGUGAAAACUUUAGCUGUCAGACAAUUUGGUUUCUUCGUAUGGAAUAUACUAAUUAUAAUGACCAUCAUCAGCUUGUUAUCAUUUACAACAUUUGCUGUCGAUAACACUAAACCACAGAACAGAUUACAGCUAGGGUUUACAUUAACAUUGACGGGCGUUACCUUCAGAUUUGUGACCAAUCAGAGUUUACCUAAGAUAUCGUAUCUUACUAAAUUGGAUGUGUACAUAUUAUUUUGCAUGAUAUUCAACUUUUGCAUCAGUAUAUGGCACGCGGUUAUAACCCGUUUUAAUGACAACUCAGACCAAGAUUCAAUGGACUAUUGGGCAUUUAUUAUCUUUAUAAUUAUAUACAGCGUCUUCCAAUUGAUAUACUUCAUGAUAGUCGUCGGAAGUUAUUUCUGGAGAAGAAGCAAGGUACAGCAACAAGAAAAGGAAUACCAGGAGAAAGCAGUUAAGCUGAUAGGAGAAUCAUGGAAAAGCAAUAGAAAAAUAACAAGCAGAUCAAAAGUUAGAGAUGGUCGAGCAUCCCUUUUCUUUGGAUAAAACAUACCAAGGAAAUUAUUGUUUCACAGUAUUUGUAAAAAGAAUAGAAAACGAUGCAAUUUUAUAGACAACGUCGGUGCGUGUAAGUUCGCAAAGAAAUCAAAAUGUAUGCAAAAUUAAAAGAAGAAUCUUUGCAUUGAACAUUUUAAACGCAAAACUAUUCAUUAAAUAAUUAGAUAUUCACAUUUUUAAAAGCAAACCUUUGAUUGAAAAGGACAAUUGUUUAAGUUUGUGUUAUUUUUAUGUGCCUUCAGACGUUUUUUUCUUAGUUUAUUUACUAUAUCAUAUUGAUGUUUAUCAUUUCAUGUCAUGGAAAGCAUUAUGUACAUGUACGGAUCAUUAACAUAUUGAGAUUUGUAAAAUGUCUAUUGUAACGUUUGACUAUUUUGUUUAAUAUAUAAUGAUUAUUCAGGUAUUUCUUGAAACUGUCUUCUUAAUUCAUUCGUCAGGACAAAUCAACCAUAGAUAAAUAUGUUCAGUAUACUUUUAACUUGUAAAUUUAACUCACUGGGUUAUCCAUCGUCACUUUAUUGAUUCAAUUAAUCAUGAAAAUAAGUAUUCCCGUAUCAUGGCGCGCAUAAUUAAAAUAUUUUAAAAUUGUUAUAUAUUCUUCCAAUAUUAAAGAUUAACAAAUAUUUACAACCUUU